This is a messenger RNA of Cephus cinctus (wheat stem sawfly), 1536 nucleotides long. RefSeq names its product serine protease snake. Gene Ontology annotation, biological process: proteolysis. NCBI's taxonomy places the organism in Eukaryota, Metazoa, Arthropoda, Insecta, Hymenoptera, Cephidae. Gene Ontology annotation, molecular function: serine-type endopeptidase activity. Bases 130 to 1290 code for a protein of 386 amino acids. The transcript has 6 exons. The record is from RefSeq and is a predicted model, not a curated record.
AUUUGGGUAUAGUGAAACUACAGGAUGAGUAUGAAUCGUCUGGCAGGGACUUGCCUGUUGCUAGUCAGUCUUUCUGCGAUUGUCCAUCAUUUAAUUAGAUAGUUUGUAUAACUCGCUUAUGUGGAAAACAUGGUGCUACUUCUAUUGACGAUCAUUUUCGUUAUCGGAGUAAGAUCGCAGAGUUACGUUGGCGAUAUAUGUAACCUAAAGAGUGGCGCACCAGGAAAAUGCUCGACUUUAGAAAAUUGUCAAUCGGUUUAUUCUCAACUAGUGGCUGGCAACCCACCGGAUACGCUAUGUGGUUUUUCCGGUUUUGAACCAAUCGUCUGUUGUCCAUCUAGUACAUCAAGGCCGUCAACAACAACAGAAGCAAUAACAACAGCGACUUCGGCAGACGAGAGCGUAGGCUCCAUAGCGAGACAAAAAUGCGCCGAAUACAGCAGCUCUGUCUAUGCCCUGGUGAUACCGCCGACGUUGAUUGACAAACGGCCAGUUAAUAUAUCAGUAUGUGCAAUCACUUCGAAAAAAUUAAUCGUCGGUGGUACCAGAGCAGAUCCUAAAGAAUUUCCACAUAUGGCGGCUGUUGGAUUUCAAAAGGGUUCCCAAGAAAUAGGGUGGUUCUGUGGUGGCACCCUAGUCUCUGAAAGAUUUGUAAUGACUGCCGCACACUGUACAUAUUCUGCAGAAUGGGGCAAGGCUGCCUGGGUCCGAGUAGGCGAUUUGAAUUUAGUCAGCUCAAACGAUAACGCCAAACCACAAAAUCGUCGCGUCAUUGAAAGAAUUAAGCAUCCGGAGUACAAAAGACCUUCUCAGUAUCACGAUAUAGCUCUUCUCAAACUUGAAAGUCCUGUUGAGUUUAAUGCUUUUGUCAGACCGGCAUGUUUGCACACUGGCAACACGCUUGAAGCUCAAACCAAAGGCGUAGCUACUGGAUGGGGUCACGUGGAAUGGCAGGGUGACGGCGGAUCAAAUGAUCUUCUAAAAGUGACUUUAUCGUUGGUUCCUCAAAGCUCUUGCAAUGAAAGCUUCAGUUCAGGAACCGUUGACAGUAAAAUCAGAUUUGGAAUUGUUGGUGACUGGCAAAUUUGUGCUGGCGAAGUUGGCAAAGAUACCUGUCAGGGUGACAGUGGCGGUCCUCUCGCCAUCUUCAAUACAGAUCAUUACUGCAUGUACGAUGUCAUUGGUGUCACUAGUUUUGGCAGAUUGUGUGGCAGCAUUGUUCCUGGUGUUUACACUAGAGUUUCCUACUAUGUUCCAUGGUUGGAAAGUAUAAUCUGGCCUCAGAGUUAAUCACUUUUAUUAUCUGAUGCAAGCAAAUGGAAAGAAGAUCAUCUUGAAACAAGAGACUUGAAAGGGACUGAACUUGAGUUAUACUAGACUCCAUAUUAUAACGUAAGAUUGAUCAAUUAUAUAAAGCUCGAAGAAGGACACGUGCACUGAAAAUAUGUAUUAAUAUUAGCGUUAAUUUGAAGUUCAUUCUGUGAGGAUUGUUUUUUAUUAUACAGAAUUCUUAUAAUACAAGUACUUGUUACAAUA